Molecule: messenger RNA, 1377 nt
Organism: Rhinopithecus roxellana (golden snub-nosed monkey)
Lineage: Eukaryota; Metazoa; Chordata; Mammalia; Primates; Cercopithecidae
Gene: RFLNB
Product: refilin B
Exons: 3
Coding region: 130-780 (216 amino acids)
Biological process (GO): skeletal system morphogenesis; negative regulation of bone mineralization involved in bone maturation; actin filament bundle organization
Cellular component (GO): actin filament bundle
Molecular function (GO): filamin binding
Source: RefSeq, a predicted model, not a curated record
GAUCCCGGAGGCGCGCGGGCGGCGGGGCAGGGAGGGCGGCCGGGAGGGCAGCGGCCCCGGCCCGCGUCUGCGCCCCUCGCUAUCCCGCGACCCCGGCGCUGGUGCCUGGGGCCCCCCUUGCGUGCCGCCAUGGUGGGCCGGCUGAGCCUGCAGGAUGUGCCCGAGCUCGUGGACGCGAAGAAGAAGGGCGACGGCGCCCUGGACAGCCCGGACUCGGGGCUGCCCCCCAGCCCCAGCCCCAGCCACUGGGGGCUCGCGGCGGCCGGGGGCGGCGGAGGCGGCGGGGAGCGCGCCCCGGCACCGGGGGCGCUGGAGCCGGACGCGGCGGCGACCCCCGCGGCUCAGAGUCCAGCGUCUCUGCCCCUGACUCCCGGCUGUGUGCUGAGGCUGUGUCCCCUGUCCUUUGGCGAAGGAGUGGAAUUUGACCCCUUACCACCAAAGGAAGUAAGGUACACCUCCUCGGUCAAGUACGAGUCUGAGCGGCACUUCAUCGAUGACGUGCAGCUGCCCCUGGGCCUGGCCAUGGCCUCUUGCAGCCAGACGGUCACCUGCAUCCCCAACGGCACCUGGCGCAGCUACAAGGCCGAGGUGCGCUUCGAGCCACGCCACAGGCCCACGCGCUUCCUCAGCACCACCAUCGUCUACCCCAAGUACCCCAAGACCGUCUACACCACCACCCUGGACUACAACUGUCGCAAGACGAUGCGGAGGUUUCUGUCCAGCGUGGAGCUCGAAGCCACGGAGCUGCUGGGCGGCGACGACCUCUCCGACGAACGCUGACUCGGCUGGGCUGGGGUCGGACUGGCUGCUCCGCUGUCCUGCCCCCGACUGCCCUGGCCAAGCCGGGCGACCUUACCCUUCAUGUCAUUCCAGCCCCAGAGGAGUCUAACCUAGAGACACCUCCAAGCCCGGCCAGGGGAAGGGAAAGAAAAAAAAAUCACUGCCUCUCAUAAUUAUUGAGAUCUUUGUGUUGUAAUGUUUAAGCUGUUUUUAGAGGGAGUAUAUGUCCUGGUUUGCUGCUGUGUUGGUUCCCCAAAGUCUCAAUCAGGUGAGGCAACAAAAAGACCACCAGAACCACAGGAAAAGCAGCAGCAAUCUGGGGCUCUCCCUCCACGGCCAGUUUGUCCGAAGAAGAGGGUGGAAAAAGUGAGAUUUUAGAAAUUUCAGCCACGGGUGUCUUCACCGCGCAAAAGUGGUGCUAAUUCAGUAAACGGUGACACCUGCGUGGGUUCAAGCUGUGGAGGGUUGAGUUCCGUUCCUUUGUUUUUAAAUUUCUGUCUCCGUUUGUGUUUCCUGUUAACCUAAACUCUUGUAAUUCUCUAAAUCUUUUUUCAUGAUAUCAAAAAAAAAAAAAAAAAUUCCUAAACCACAAUGUAA